Prorocentrum cordatum is the source of this 1249-nucleotide messenger RNA. NCBI's taxonomy places the organism in Eukaryota, Dinophyceae, Prorocentrales, Prorocentraceae. The record is from the annotation of a GenBank genome assembly.
GGCCAACGACCGCCUGCUCGAGUUUCUGGACUCAUCCCCCUGGCCCUUCUCCGUUAGCGACAUCGUCAGCAUCGUCGGCGUGUAUUCGGUGGAGGUGCACCCGGGGGACAGGCCCGGGACGUACGAGUUCGCCCCAGUGCUCGGCGGCGACUCGCCGCGGCUGUUGGCCGCCGGGCGGCCGUGGCACCGAGGGGAGGCCCCGUGGCUGCGGGCGGAGGCCGCGGCCCAGGAGAGCCUGGCCGCGGUGGUGAUGGCCGAUCCCGUCUCCGCCAUCGCACUGCUGCUCCCGGGCGAGUUCGACCUGCAGGUCACGUGGAGGGGCACCAAGGAUUACUGCGGGUUCCACUCAGGGAACUGGCCGGUCGUGCGGGCGGACCGGGCGAGCGCGGUCCGGGAGGUCUUCGAGGCGUACAGCGAGAAGGAGGCCGACCAGAAUCCGAAAAACUCGCACCGCGACUCCCUCAGAGCUCCAGCGGACUUCGAGAAGGCCUUCCGUGCCGCCCUGGCUCUCGAGGGGGCCGCGUUCGCGCAAGCCGACGUCGUCCUCUGCAGCGAGCCCGCCAUAGUCUGCGCCAUCGCCCACGCGGAAGGGAAGGCCAUCAUCGGCUACUUUGGGGUCCACGUCGCCUUCAUGAUCAAGGGAAGCGAGAACCAGCAAGAUCUCUACCGCCGCUUCUCGGAGCAGCUGGCCAAGGACCCCCGCACCACGCUCGCAACGGUGGCGCCGUACAUUUCGAUGCAGUCCCUCUAUCACAUGCCGGUCGAGAUUCCCGCCAUACGCCCGCUGUCGGCCUACACGCUGCCGGCGCGGUACACGGCCAGCAGGCCCGACGAGGUGCUCGUGAACAAACGGCCGAUGGCAUUCUGGGACGUCUCCUACGUGCUCAACCUCUGCGCCCGUGCUGCAGGCGACGCCGUGCACUUCAGAGACGCUGGCGAGCUCCACAAGCUGGGCAGGAUGUCCUUCGACGACUGGGGCGCCUUCAGGGCCGGCAUUUACUUUCCGUAUGAUUGGCUCCAGACCAUGGCUUUCUAUGAUUGGGUCAACAUGGGGAUACCGACGUUCGUGCCAGACACGCCGUUGUACACCUUCAGCAGAGGCACGAACGCGGUGGACGAGUGGCAGGCCACUCUCUGGCGCGUGCCCCAGUCGGCGUACCCCCACCACUACAGCGACUGGGACGAUAUCGCUGGUCGGGCCUACUGGUGGCUGCUCACGGACUUCUGCGCGCUGCCAGGGGUCCCAUAA